Molecule: messenger RNA, 1158 nt
Organism: Camellia sinensis
Lineage: Eukaryota; Viridiplantae; Streptophyta; Magnoliopsida; Ericales; Theaceae
Source: RefSeq, a predicted model, not a curated record
UGAUUGCAGACUUUAGCAAAGCGAUGACACUAUUGCAGAAGAAGAACAUGGUGGUGAGACCGUGAAGCACAAGCACAAGUACAAGUACAAGUACAGCAACACCACUAGUAGUACUAGUACUAGUACCAGUACAAGUAGUAGAAACUAGAAAGAAUCGUAGAAUUUGAUGGCUAUGGCGUCUUCAUUAACUUCAAAAUCACCGCACAUUCAUCUCCACCACAGAAACCCUAUCUCUCUCCACUCUCCUUCCAUUCUCUCCUUCCCUUCUCACCGCUCUCACUUCCGCUAUUGUGCCCUAAAAACUCGAUCCUCCGCCGCCGGACCAGAUCCCUACACUGCCUCUGACUUGCUGAGGAAGCCGGUCAUCUCGCCGGCGGUGGAAGAGUCCACGGCCGAGGUCUCCUCAAGAGUAUCUGACGAGGAUGACGACGACGUUGAGGAUGAUGAUAACAGGAGCGGAGGAGAGGGUUGGGUUGAUUGGGAGGACCAGAUUUUGGAAGACACUGUCCCCCUUGUUGGCUUUGUGAGGAUGCUUCUUCAUUCUGGAAAAUAUGAGAGUGGAGAUAGAUUAAGUCCCGAGCAUGAGAAGACUAUCCUAGAGAGGUUGCUUCCUUAUCAUCCAGAGUGUGAAAAGAAGAUCGGAUGUGGAGUUGAUUACAUCACGGUUGGGUAUCAUCCUGAUUUUGAAAGCUCGCGAUGUUUGUUCAUAGUCCGGAAGGAUGGGGAGCUGGUUGACUUCUCAUACUGGAAAUGCAUAAAGGGUUUGAUCAGAAAAAAUUAUCCACUGUAUGCGGACAGCUUUAUUCUCAGGCAUUUUCGACGGCGCAGACGUAGCGACUGAAGGUAGGUGGUAGGCAUUCCAACUUGUGCUAUUAUAUGCCAACAAUUUUUUUUUUGGUGUUGUUCAAUAUGUCAUCUACUUCUGCUGAAACAUGUCGUGCAAUGUAGAGGCAAAUAUUGGCAAUUCUUGUGUUGGAAAUUUGGAAUGGUGGGCGAGAUGGAAGAAUAUAUGUAUCUUUUAGACUUCGACAGAAAUGUUUUUUUUCUUUUUGUUUUAUAACAUGGAAGUUGCUGCAGCAUUGCUUUGCAUUUCGGUGUGUUUUCUCUCUAAUUUUGUAGGUUUCUCUCUAUUACAAAAUUAGACAUGCAUUUUUUUAA